CUCAAAACUGCACCAUGCGCCUCCACUGAGUGGGUUUGGAUUAAUCACCGGGAAGUCGUUUGUAGUCAAACGGUAUUGAAUUAUGACAACGCCUGCCCACACUGGAGCUCACACGCUAUGUUUUUACUUUGCCUAGACACUUUUACGGACGAGCACCGCCGCCGUUGUUCGCCUCUAACGACGCUUCCCAACUACACAGAUGGAAAUCCAGCACGAAUGGAGGUGUAAAUCUGAGUGGAGCUUAUUUUCUUGCGCCCUGCUGGAGAUACCUUUUCGAUGUGGGAGUUAACAGAAGACAGGAUUUUAAGUAAAGUUAAAUGAUGGCGGCGUCACGUUGGGUUCCCUCAUGUGAAGAUGAUGACAGACAACGAGCAAGAUCUUCUUUCUGUGAGAGCGAUUCUCAAGAGUGGAGGAACUUGGCCGAUUCUCCUGCAGCGCAAUACCCGACAGAGGAUGAGGUGUUUUCGUGGCCAAGGCCUAAAACUGUGCGUUUAUGUCGCACGUCGCAAGGGUUCGGCUUCACUCUCCGGCACUUCAUCGUGUACCCACCGGAGUCAACACUACACUGCUUCCUGGAGGAAGAUCAUGGCCGCAGAGGGAGACAGCGGAAUAGGCUUGAACAGAUGGACACUAUUUUCGUGAAGCAAGUCAAAGAAGGCGGGCCUGCUCAUGGAGCGGGGCUUUGCACAGGUGAUCGCAUAGUGAAGGUGAAUGGAGCAAGCAUCAUUGGGAAAGCCUAUUGUGAGGUUAUAUCCUUGAUCCAAGACAGUGGGGACUUUCUCGAACUUUGUGUAAUGCCAAAAGACGAGGAUAUACUGCAACUGGCCUACUCCCAGGAUGCCUACCUCCGUGGCCACAGUACCUACAGUGGAAACGCCUGUCACAUUCCUGAUCCACCCCCAGUAUGCUACCCCAGAGUAGACUGUAAGCCUACGGGCAUGGCCCAGGCGACAGACUCAGCGGGGCAGGUCUGCCGAGGGCCAGCAGCACCUCCUGACCAUGGGUACCGCAAGGAGAUCCCCGUGCCCCCAUCUCCUCCUCCUCCUCAGUCAUAUCCCAAAAGCCAGACGGCGGUGUGCAUGCGCAACGACAGUGUGAGGACUGUGGUGGUUCCUCCUAAUACGACCCAUAUGGGGCGCAUGGGUCCAGCACACAGGAUAGACUUCAUGGACCCUGUGUUUGCUAGGGGGAGGCCUGGGUCACUGGCCCAGUAUCCUCACCCUCGAAAGGCUGAUGUCUAUCCAGGUGGUCCAGGAAUGGUUGGAUACGGAGGUCAGGCACCUCACUUCCCCGGAAACCAUCAAAACAUUGAUUGGCGCACCUACCAAACAUACAGGGAGUACAUUGACAACAAAGGAAUCCAUUCCCAUGGUAGUCGGACUAUCCAGGAGAGGCUGGACAAUUUGCGAUCGACCAGUCACGCCACCUUUGGCGCUUCUCAUCACAUUCCCCGAGGAGACUGGGGCCCUAAGGGGAUACGACGGAGGAGUACCUCCCAUGAACGGUCAUACCAAGGACCUCCACCCCACUUUCAGAUUGCCCCACGCAGUGCCUCGCAGGACCGCAUGAGCAGUGCAGAGAAGAUGAGCCAUGCAAGGAACUGGCCACCUCGAAGUGUGUCCCAGGAUGGCCUAGUUCACAAAGCCCGGGCACGUUCCACAGACUACGUUGACCCUGCAGAGCUGGCUCGGCCCAGUGAGAGGAGAGCAGGGUAUGGAAGGGCAGACCAAGGUACGAGGCCCAGCAGACAGUCUAUCCCCAGACAUGCCAUGCUCUACAGGCCUUCUGUUGGACACAGUGGCAUGAGGGGGCCACCAAACCCUUCUCUUUACUCUAAAGGACCAGAUUCUCUUCAGACCCGCUCCUCGCCCAUGCUGUCCGACAGACCCAGACAUUUUGGAAAGAGCACAAGUGCUGAACAUUCUUUCGCUGACCAAAGACUUUCAGUCAAAGGAAACCAUGCAGCCUACAGCACCCAAGGCCAGAACAGGAUGCGGGCGGAAACCAUGCAGCCUGUCGAGGCAGGCAGAGAUGCAGCAUUGGCGGCACACAGGUCUUCUUCAUGCUCUACUCCGAAAGAAAUGCCUCAGAGGCCUAGCAUCCUCAAGCCACCCCCGCUAGAGUUACAGUGUCAGGUCAAUGGCCGAAGCCCCACGGAGAGCGGCGUGGUUCUUAGGGAGAAGCCUCCCUCUGGUAAGAACCCGAGCCCCCUGCGGCACCCCUCCUACAUCCUGGCUGUAAACGACGACGGCCCCGACUCCACGACAGAUGUGUCGGCGUGCUGGCUGCCCAAUGAUGCACGUCGAGAGAUACAUAUACGUCGCCUUGGAGAACAAUGUCACACCUCCUGCUCCAGCAACCUGGAUGAAUCUCUGGACUCCAUUCCAUUCAUCGAUGAGCCAGUCAGCCCCAGCGUUGACCGGGAGGCCGCUCCUAUUCCACCCUCGGCUGUGAUAUCUGUUGCACCAUCCAUAACUACAGGGCCCUCCAGUCAAGGCUCACCGUGCCCUCCCAUUCGUCGUCAGCUGUCACAUGAUCAAGAAUCCCUGCGAAGCGCUUUGCUGGAUUCAGACUCAGCCAGCAAAACAGAGCGGUCCAAGUCUUACGAUGAAGGUCUGGAUAACUACCAGGAGGAGAGCAGAGGGAGAUCUUCCAGUAAGCACAUGCCAAGUCUCAGAGGCCUGAGAAAGGCUCUGGAUGGACACAAGUCAUCUGGGGAUUCUGGAUCUCGAAGGGACUCCUCUUCAGAUAUCUUUGCCGAUUCUUCCAAAGAAGGGUUACUUAACUUUAGGCAACUUUCAACAGAUAAAAAUAAGCGUGUCGGUGGAGGGAUGAGAUCGUGGAAGCAAAUGUACGCUGUGUUACAAGGUCACACCCUGACUCUUUACAAAGACAGGAAGGAGGCACUGUCCCAUGCUACGACACAAUCUGAUGAGGACCCGCUGCGAAUUAGCAUCAAGGCCUGUCUGAUUGACAUCUCCUAUAGCGAUACGAGACGCAAGAAUGUGCUGCGAUUAACAACCUCGGACUGCGAGUAUUUGUUUCAGGCAGAAGGGAGGGACGACAUGCUGACUUGGAUCAGAGUCAUUCAGGAAAACAGUAACCCGGAUGAAGAGAACGCUACGGUAACAAGCCAGGACUUGAUCAGUCGCAAGAUCAAAGAGUACAACAUGAUGAGUGCGCCCAGCAGCAGGUCUGAACCCUCCCCCAAAACCUCCCGCCAAUCCCUCAGCAUCAAACAAGCCUUCAUGGGAAGCAAAGCGGACGUCAAGAGCCACAGUCCCCAUUCGCCGAGACCAGGAGAGGAGCGCAGGGCACUGAAAGAUGACUCCAGUCCACCGCGGGACAGAGGUGCAUGGAAACUUGGUGGCAUUGCAGGGAUCAUGAAGAAGCCCUUUGAAAAAAAGACUCCAGCUGGCAUCACUUUUGGAGUCCGACUUGAUGAUUGUCCAUCUGCGCAGUGUAACAGGUAUGUUCCUCUCAUCGUGGAGGUGUGCUGUAAGGUUGUGGAGGAGCGAGGUCUGGAGUACACUGGAAUCUACAGGGUCCCCGGGAACAAUGCUGCCAUCUCCAGCAUGCAGGAGGAACUCAACACCAAAGGCAUGACUGACAUCGACAUCCAGGAAGACAAAUGGCGGGACCUGAAUGUCAUCAGUAGUUUAUUAAAGUCCUUUUUCCGAAAACUUCCAGAACCUCUGUUUACUAAUGAAAAGUAUGCUGAUUUCAUUGAAGCCAAUAGAACAGAAGAAUCGGUAGAGAGAUUAAAGGAGCUCAAGAGGCUUAUUUAUGAAUUACCACAUCAUCACUAUGAAACUCUGAAAUUCCUCUGCGCUCACCUCAAGAAGGUUUCUGACAACUGCGAGAAGAACAAGAUGGAGCCUCGUAACUUGGCCAUCGUGUUUGGUCCCACGCUGGUCAGAACCUCUGAGGACAACAUGACCAACAUGGUGAAUCAUAUGCCAGACCAGUGCAAGAUAGUUGAGAACCUGAUCCAGCAAUUCGACUGGUUCUUCACUGAUGACAGUGAUGAGGACCCUGUUACAACGGCAGAGCAGGAAAGCACGGUGCAGUCUCAGCCUGUGCCCAAUAUCGACCACCUGCUCUCCAACAUUGGGCGGACGGCAGCCUCGCCAGGCGAAGUCUCAGACUCAGCAUGUAGUGACUCCUCCAAAUCAAAGGGCUUGUGGGGGUCAGGGAAGGAUCAGUGUAGCAAAGAAAUGCUGCGCUCCUCCUUCUUCGCCAACCGCAAACGCAAGAAGCCCAAGGACAAAGCUCAUCCCAGCAGUUCAGACGACGACCUGGACCAUGUGUUCACCAAGAAGGAGCUGCCAGAGGAGAGCCAGCAGCAGUCUCUGUGGUCCCCAGGCAGUCGGACAGAGGAGGAAGAGCAGACGGAUGAAACCAGUGAGAAGGAGAACCUCAGAACCAGCUCCGAGGAACAGCUGGAUAAAUCCAACAGGAAAGAGUCUCUCUCCAGCAGCCCGAUGUCACAGCCUUCUCCCUCCCUGCCUCCAGAGCACAUCUCCUCCACCCUUCCCACUGGUUCUCCCUAUACCUCGCCUUCCCAUUCCCCAAACCUCAGCUACCGCAUGCCAAUGGCUCACCAGUCCUCGCUGUCGGACCCGCCCUCCAACUACGACGAUACGGUGUCCGACCUCGGUACGAUGAACAGCACCAGCUCUCAGGCCUCAGUGCCCAGAGUGAGGCGCGGCAGGAUGGCAGCUCUCGGUACAGACGCGUGCCCCAGCGGGCUGGGAGCAGAGGUUUGCUCCAUUACCUCGGACUAUUCCACCACAUCCUCCAUGACUUUCCUGACUGGAGCUGAGCUCAGCACCCUGAGUCCUGAAGUGCAGUCUGUGUCUGAGAGCCGAGGUGGAGAAGAUGCAGACGACGAGAGAAGCGAGCUCAUCAGCGAAGGAAGGCCGAUGGAGACGGACAGUGAGAGCGACCUGUCGGUGUUUACUGUCGGGAAAGCCGAUCAGCGGGAACUGCAGGAGGCUCCUCGACCGCUUCCCUCGCACAGACUGAUCGAGUGUGAUACACUCUCCAGAAAGAAAGCUGCCCAACAGAAAACCGACAGCGAGUCUUCACUGGAGGGAGCUCGUAGCGAUAAAGAUUCCAACAGACUGUCGCGUGUUUUGGGGUCAGUUAAAGGCCGUUCUACCGGAAGCCUCAGCUCGUCGUCCCGGAGUGAACUGGAUAAGACAGAGCCUGCGUGGAAGUUGAAGAUCACAGACCGACUGAAGGUACGUCUUCGAAUGUCUGUAGACGACAUGUUUGGCGUGGGCAGCCAGAGGAGUCGGUCCCCGGAGGGCCGCAGUAAGAAGAAGAACAUCAGACGCAGACACACGAUGGGCGGCCAGAGAGAUUUUGCAGAGCUGUCUGUUUUGGGGGACUGGCCGCAGUCGGUUGCCAUCGGUUCAGGCUCCCGGUCGGAGCUGUCAGCUGUAGACCGGCUGAAACCGAAGUGCAGCUCUCAGGACUUCUCUAUUGGGGACUGGAUCGCCCGCGAGCGCCACCGUACCAGCAAUCCUGAGGUCAGCCUGGACUUCUCUGAACAGCAGGGAGGGCUGUGCGGCGCAAACUCCCAAAACCUCGGAGCCUCGUCCUCUUCUGAACUCCCACAUCGUCCCGGUGAGGCGUUGAACGGGGACGUCCCCCAGAGUAAAAAUCUGAGCCUUUCGGCCACCGCUCACCCACAUAAACUCACCAGCUCCCAGGUGGUCCAUUCGCGGUUUUAUCAGUACCUGUGAGAGGUGUUGGACGUGCGUGGCUGUGUCUGUUCUCCAUCUGUGAGAUGUGUACGUACUUGGGAGUCUGUCAGUAUCGUGUCUGUUGUGUGACAAAUGUUAGUGAAUGAGCAUGUUGUACAAAAAGUGUCUAGAGUGUGUGUCUGUAACUGGUGUGUGUGCGUGUGUGCGCUUGUGAAAAGAGAAAAACUGCACACAGGGAUUGUUGAUCUUGCUCAUGUAUAAGGCAUGGAACAAAAUGUUGUUUAUAUCUUUUUAAUUUUUUUUUUCUGUUUGUUUUUUUUUUUAAUGACAAAUGACUUUGGGAUGCUCAGCAGGAGGACUUCCUCCCUCCUCGUACAAAUCCCUGUUAUGCUGAAGAUCGAAAGGACCUGUUGCUCGCGACACAAUGAGCCCGUGAAGUACGUUCAAGGAAGUGGGAAUACUUGAGUUAAGAUUGUUUAAAGGUUUAGCUAAGUAGCUUUAAGGAUGAACUGACUUAGAAUGGAUAGGAAGUAGUAAAAAACAAAGUACAGAUUUUUAGUAUUGCAGAGGAACUAUUUUUGUGUAAAGAAAGUUACGAUGUUCAAAGUCAGUGAGUCUGUCGGUAACCAAAUGAAGAAUGUACAGACAUGCUUGCUGUAAUACUGACUAAAAGCUUUAGAUGCUUGUGUUUCAUUCUAAAGUGUACAUAUCCCUAUUUUUCUGUGUACUUGAAUCGUGUUUUUUGGUACAGCCUGUGUGUGACUGCCUACAAAGCUCUCUGCUGUCAAAGGGCCUUCCCAAAGGUACAAAGGAGACGAGGAGACACUGGACUUAUGCAAACGGUAAUAUAGUUCCUAUUCAUCCCUGCUAUGUGGUUUAAAGAGCAGCGAACAACAUCCCUCUGAUGCAAACGUUUCGCUGCGUUUCGGUGUUUGUGGUUCACACGUCUGUCAGAGACUGGCAGCAGACUGCGUAGACAAGAAAGUUGGAAGAAGAAAAAUGGGUAAUUCAAUCAGAAAAAUCAUGUUUCUUCAUAAAAGAAAGUGCCUCACAAUGAAAUGUUAUGGGUGCCAUAUUGUCUUUGUUGAGACACACGAAGAUGUUACUGUGAAUGACAUUUUUAUUGCUGACUCUCAGUCAUUCUACAGGUUCUGAAAAUGCCGAGCUUCCAUUCCUUAGGCAUUCCACUCUGGUCUUAAAUAUGUUUUUUACAUUUUUUUUUUUUCUCUUCUGUUUUCAUUUUUUUUGAUUUUAACAGAACUUGAAUUUUAAAUAUUCGUUGUAAAAUAAGUAACUUAAAUGUACAUAUAAAUGCCAUGUUUUAGCUGCUUUACUUUUCAUUUCCAUCAGAUUGCAGGAUUGAGUACAGUAUUGUGAGACGAGACGCUCAUGAGGCCUGUGUGGGUGUUGUGGGCAGUUUGGUACUUCUCUGGGGAGAGAGAGGUUCCCUGCAGGACGAGGACACGUCAUUGAGCUGGAUGAUUUGUAUCGGUGCGGUGUUCCUCUGAUUGCGAGGGGUGUGCACAGACUCCUGAAACACUGGAAAUAAAUUUUGUCAAUGGCAAA
Molecule: messenger RNA, 7280 nt
Organism: Stegastes partitus (bicolor damselfish)
Lineage: Eukaryota; Metazoa; Chordata; Actinopteri; Pomacentridae
Gene: arhgap21b
Product: Rho GTPase activating protein 21b
Exons: 24
Coding region: 318-5753 (1811 amino acids)
Biological process (GO): signal transduction
Molecular function (GO): phospholipid binding; protein binding
Source: RefSeq, a predicted model, not a curated record